AUGGAUGAGCAACAGCAACAUUUUGAGAACGAGAACAAAGAACAGUUGGAAGAAUUUGAUAAAGCUUUUCAAUUGAUAAGAGAUAUAAUUAAUAAUAAUUGGGAUAAAUUCAAACUAAAUCUUAUUCCAUAUGUUAAAGGCUUGGCGAAUAAGACAUUAUUAUUAACAACAGAUGAAUCUAAUAAAACAACAAAUAACGAAGUUGAAGAUGAAGAGUUAGAUAAAAAAGCAUUUGAUGAAUUUAUGAGAAAUAAUUUUAAAAAAUUCACCGGAACAAAUGAGGAUCCAAGUGCAUGGUUAACAGAAGUUAUUAAUAAAUUCGAAUCAUUAACAAUUUUAGAAUCACAUUGGUUUUCAUAUUUUCCUUGGCUACUAACAUCUAAAGCUCGUUUAUGGUUUAGUACGAAUAAACAAGUUUUUCGGAUUUUGAUGAUUUCAUUGUGA
This is a messenger RNA of Didymodactylos carnosus, 444 nucleotides long. The record is from the annotation of a GenBank genome assembly. Lineage: Eukaryota; Metazoa; Rotifera; Eurotatoria; Philodinida; Philodinidae.